AAUGUGACAGCGAGAACAGCAAAACAACACGCGUUCCUGUUUUUCCUGCAAUUUACCGUGAAAAUAGUAGUAAUUCGUGAAAAAUGAGUAGUGAUUCGGAGGCAUUUAGUGAUUCUGACGAUGAGGUUAGAGACGCCUUUGCGAAGGGCCUCAUCAAGCCGGGCUUGAAUUUCGAGGUGCCCCAGAAGAAGCCCCUGGCCAAUAAUGUGACUCGUCUCAAUUCCAAAUGCUCAGAGAUUCGACUCAACAUGGACUGGAUUGAGCGACUUGAUUUGGUGAAUGAACCCGCCCCGCUGGCCCCGGAAAUGACUUUGCAGCUGGAGAAGGAGGAACAGAAGCGAGCCAACAUGUUUGCAGGGAAUGCCAAGCUGAAGUACCACGAGCCCAGCAAGGAUCCCGUGCUGAAUGACUUCAAGCGAGAAAUGCUGUUCCAUCGACAAGCUCAGGCCGCCGCUGUUGAGGGCAUCCGGAAGCUGCACGCUCUCGGCGUGGCCACCAAGAGGCCUGACGACUACUUCGCCGAGAUGGCAAAGACCGACGCACACAUGCAGAAGGUGCGACAGCAUCUCCUGGCCAAGCAGGAGGGCCAGGCGAAGUCGGAGAAGGUGCGUCAGAUCCGCGAACAGAGAAAGAUGGGAAAGAAGAUGCAGCAGCAGGCGCGCCUGCGGAAGGAGAAGGACAAGAAGGAGACACUGGACAAACUGAAGAAGUUCCGGAAGGGGAAGCUGCAGAAUCUUGACUUCCUGGAGGAUGCAAAGGGACAGACGAAGCGCCAAGCGAAGGACAAGAAGUUCGGCUUUGGCGGAAAGAAGAGGGGAAAGAAGCAGAACGACAGGAAGUCUUCCAUGGGCGUGAGUGCGAAGUUCAGGGGCGGCAAGGGUGGGAAGGGCGUGAAGGGAGGAAAAGUGACCAAGCGUCCAGGGAAGAGUCAGCGCAACAAGGGAAAGACCAGGAGGAAAUAGAGACUGUGCUCAGAAAUGCAAAAUAUACAUAUUUUCUUACACGGAGAAUCUGAAAUGCGACAGUGUUUAA
Molecule: messenger RNA, 1032 nt
Organism: Phlebotomus argentipes
Lineage: Eukaryota; Metazoa; Arthropoda; Insecta; Diptera; Psychodidae
Product: probable rRNA-processing protein EBP2 homolog
Exons: 3
Coding region: 84-962 (292 amino acids)
Biological process (GO): ribosomal large subunit biogenesis; rRNA processing
Cellular component (GO): preribosome, large subunit precursor; nuclear periphery; nucleolus
Source: RefSeq, a predicted model, not a curated record